Messenger RNA from Alternaria incomplexa, 3789 nucleotides. RefSeq lists its product as uncharacterized. The transcript has 3 exons. The record is from RefSeq and is a predicted model, not a curated record. NCBI's taxonomy places the organism in Eukaryota, Fungi, Ascomycota, Dothideomycetes, Pleosporales, Pleosporaceae. The coding region runs from base 1 to 3789 and encodes 1262 amino acids.
AUGGUCCUCCCCAAGGUCACCGAAUCCAGGCGAAACUCUUCAGGACGGGAUCUUCGUACACAAAGCAGAAAUGUUGUGCCUUCAAGGACUCCCGAAAUCAUACAAAUACCUGGGCGGUUCAGCGCGCUUGGAACUGAUAGCACUAUAGCAGUAGUGGGAAAGAAGCAAGAGACUCGCGCAAGAGUAAAAGUUGAGCCCGAGAGUCCCGAUAACACGGUAUACCCAACCUCGCCAGCAUCUCCACGUCAAGACUACAGGGAAGAAGCGAAAGUAGUCAAGCCCGGAGGGCCUUCCUCCCGUCAUCAUACAGUCCACAUCAAGGUCGAAGAUAAAGCCGAUCCCGAUACACCUCCACGCUACCCAUCCAUCACAACAGCCUGGUCCAAAUCUCCACUCCGUGUGCCAACUCCCAUGGCUGAACAGUUCUAUCGGUCUACGGUAGUCAAGAAGGAGAGCGAUGUUUCUCUGGUACAUAGAGACGUACUGUCACUACGGAGCCAAACUUCAGGUCCGUCGGUUAGCUCAAGCUACAAAAGGUUUGCUGUCGAGACGUUCCGUGACUUCGAUGCGUCGCACCCAGCCUCCAAAGUCAAAAUAGGAGAGGAACCAGAGAAGGGAUACUACGUCCCGACAGGAGCGAGCAAAGUCAAGCAUGAAGCGGCAUCUUCCUCCACAAACCUUUACCACCGCCAUCCCGGCCCCACAGACUAUUCCAGUUCAUACCAGAAAGCGCCUGCAAAACAUGAUCCAGCAUCACAUUCUUCGCCCGACCUCAGACGUACGCGAAGCCACUGCACCGCCGCGCCAACCCCAGAACUCCGCUCCGAAACCAAGUUCUCUUACCUCCAACCCAUCACACCCACACCCUUCAGCACCCCCUACGGUCUCGUCAACCCCCACCCUCCCGACCCAUCAUUAUACCUCAUCCCCGGGUCCCUGAUCGAAGGAGUUCAACGUCGUACAAAGUGGGGCCAGAGAGAUAGACGGACGAAGCGGCAGCCGCCAGCUCUGCACCCACGAGGUGUGCCCGCAGCCGAGGGUGUUGCUAGUGAUAAGCAAAACGCUAAACAAGCAGGAGCGGACGGGGCUGGAAGUGGCGGAAAAUGUGCGUGGUACAGACUUUCGCUUUGCAAAUGCUCCAAAUGGAUUAGUUGUAUCAAGGCAAAGUGCUCGCGUGCUGCUAAGAAGAAGUGGUGGCAGAGGAGUAAACAGCAUCAGUACACCACGGAAAGGAGGGAAGACAGUGGGUUUUAUGUUGUGAGGCGGGAGAUUGGUCCUAAUCUUAGGGUUACGAUGGAGGAGUAUGAGUCCGAGUACCGACCGCAGGGGCUCACGACUGAGGUCUCCCCAGUCAGCCUGCUCUCUGAGCACGGCUUCGCCUCAGAAUACGAUCACCAACAGAACCUUGAAAGUACUCAACAUCAACACAAUGGCAACGUCAAAUCAUACCCCCAGAAUGAGAGCGUCAACGGCUACUCGCAGAGUUCUGGUGCGGGUGCGGUUGAUCACCCGUCCGAAAUCUAUUUGCAAAACCACGCAGCCAGUCUCACCUCAGAGUAUAUGGAUGGUGCGGAUUCUAAUAUCUCGCCAGAAGCGGGCCUCGGUUCAUUCGGUCAACCUCUUCGCUGCUUUUACUUCUGCACGAUAGUCGGCAUCUUUGGACUGGUAAUCGUAGUAUCUUAUUUCAUCACCAUCUGGCACGUCUACCUCGCCUCACUCCACCCCGACUCGACAGCAGCCUUCGGACCGCCGGGUGCCAAAUGGGUCUUCUACGGUUGGUUCGUCGCGGGGGUGAUCGGGAUGAGCUUAAGUCUCUACGGACUGGCUGGCGCAGAGGCUGGCAUGCUUACGGAACGAACCUGGAGAGUUGAAGAUGCCAUGCGUCUUAUGUUGCAUGCUGACAACACGUGGUCUGGCCCUGGGGGCUGGAUGAAAGCAAUCAAAUGGGUUGUGCAAAGACGCAGGGCGCGCAACCAGCGUAGCAAGAUCCCUUCUCGGCUGUGGUUCGUUCUAGCACUUCCAAGCGUGGUUGUCUUCGUCGCUUGGCCCUUAUCAGGUCUUUGUCUUGAGAUGACCAGUGGUUUCCUUCAUGGUAAGCCAGGGCAAGGAGCGGAUGUUACCGGAUUCGUUCAAUCGACGUUCAACGCCGACCCUGGGGGUCGUAGGCCGUCUAGAGGAUCCUACAUCGGCGCACGUGUUUUCGGACACGGUGCUGUUUAUACACCUGAGAACUUCAAUCGAUCGAAGAAGGAGUUUUUGAAGAAUAUCCCCGUGAUACUGCCGAACACUGAGAGCGUCGAAGAAGUAUUUUUGACCACUCAAGGUGAAACUCCUAUCGAAGGAAAAGCUUGGGGUCUGUUGCUACAUUACGACUGCAACAUCGUAGACGAAUUGUCUGACUUCGUUCUCUUAAAAGACCGUCGAUUCUCAACAGACGUCUGGCGAAGCAACAAGAUAUUUCGUAAUUUCGAACAAACAGGAACGGCGCGAAGUGCGGAUGAGGAUCCUCCCAUCGACGAAUCUCCAACAUCAGCCUUCCCGUUAAGACCGAUAUACGUCCCUGGUGUAGCUGCUACCUCCAGUUUCGACGAUGAUGACCGAUUCAAGUACAAGUCAUACCGCCUCCAUGACAACAAUACCCUCGUGGAGGUAAAGAGAGUGUCCGGAUGGAAUUUCGCUGGACGAUUCGAUCCCGGAUUACUGAGUUGGGCUAUAGAUAUCGGUGGAGUUAUAGAGACUGCGUAUCAAUCCCUGUCCCCACCAACAGGCUCAAACGACGAACCACCCUGCGGUUGGUCUAGUGAGAGGGAAGACCCACCAACGUCUUACUGCUACCAUGAUCUGCAAGAGGAUCCUUCAAAACCGUAUCCCGGAAUCGAAUACAAGACUACUUUUGAGGUUCUGUUGUGGCAGACACUUCCCGUGUCUUUAGUUUCUAUGGGCAGCACCAUCAUCCGUAAUAUCGAGUCGCUGACUGGUGAGUACGUCAAUGUUUAUGGUAAGAAACUCGAAGCUAUUGGUGCAUCCUGUACGUCAAGCAGCAGUGUAGGCUCAGCAGACAUCGACGGCGUGCGAUCUACCUACUCCAACUUCCAACGGAGCGACACUCCGGUACCUACUCUAAAGAAUGAUUGUGCGAAACGCUUUGGCGCAGAAACACUCGCGUGUACACUCAACAUCAAAGACGAUGGUUGGCUGAGAUGGCUGUUUGAAUCGAUAGGCCUACCGUCACCGUUUGACACAUCUAUAGUGAAUGCUGCAGAGAUUGCUGUUGGCAACUUGAGAGCUAUUGCUCAACUCGAAUAUCUGCAAGCCGACCAACUUCGACAGGUACUUCUACAAGCUUACUCCACCUACGCCAUCAAGCUCAUGUACAAUGACGGUCGAGACUUCAUCGGAAUCAACAGAACAAGCCUCAAGUCACACGUCCCCGACCUCACGGCUUUUGUCGCUGGCACCGUAAUUGGACCGGGCGUCAUGCCAGCCGCUGUUCCUGUGGCUUUAUUCGGAUUGUGGGCCUUGAUCAGCUCAGGACUCUGCCUUGUCUAUGGCUUCCGGCGACGAUGGAGCGCGAUUCUGGAUGGGCAUACAGUCUUUAGGCUUGGGGCCGAGUUGCAGCAGACGUACCGAGCGAAGCUUCAACGGUUUUCUACGAUUGCUGAUAUUGAAGAGUGCGAAGCUCUGCACGAGAUUCCGGGUUUUGUGGCAGAUAUGGAUCCUGAUGAUGAUGUAGGGAGGAUUGGACUUAUGGAUGGAAAGCCGGCUAGGAAGGACAAGUUCUAUCGGUAG